Owenia fusiformis is the source of this 2356-nucleotide messenger RNA. The record is from the annotation of a GenBank genome assembly. NCBI's taxonomy places the organism in Eukaryota, Metazoa, Annelida, Polychaeta, Sabellida, Oweniidae.
UAAAGGACGAUGGAUUCAACACAAGCUAACAGGUUGCCAGGCAUGGCAAGGCUACGCCCCAGAGCAUGGAUUAAGCUUAUAUUGUCAACGAUGAUGAUAGGCGUGAUCUACUACCAAGCAAAGCUAUUUACAGGAUGUCCGGCUGGCAUCUACUGUCCAAAACGCCAAAUGGUCGCCAUGAACGUGGAAGGUGCAAGCGUUGUAUUCCCAAAUAUAUCUAAUGUUCGUAUUCUUCAAAAAACGAACGUGUUAAAAAACAUUUCCAUCUCUAAGACGAGUCUAAGAGUCUCCAAUGAGUUUGGUGAGAGUCCGGACAAACCACAGGCACAUAUCGUUGGGAGAAUACGUAAAAAGAAAGGAUAUUUAACAAUAGGAAUACCUUCAAUUAAACGUGAUAUCGAGAGCCCAUAUCUACUCGUGACCCUACAAUCUCUAAUUGACAAUACAUGGGACGAUGAAAAGGCUGAAAUUGUUAUAGUCGUGUUUUUGGCCGAUUCAGAUUACGAUUACAACAAUAGGGUGGAACACAUGAUUAUUAAAAGAUUCGGUGAAUAUCUUGAUAGCGGUUUUAUACGAAUCAUGCAAGCUGAAAAAGCCAUCUAUCCAGCAUUACAAAAAUUAAAAAGGAACUUCAAUGAUUCUGCAAAACGUGUUGAGUGGAGGUCAAAACAGGUUGUUGAUUUUGCGUUUAUGUUCAUGUACAGCCGGGAAAUAUCCGAAUACUACAUUCAGAUAGAGGACGAUGUGAAAACAGCUCCAAAUUAUUUUACAGGGAUAAAGAGUUAUGUAACAACUGCAAACAAAGGAAAAUCUCAGUGGGCAUUAUUAGAAUUCUCAGUGCUUGGCUUUAUUGGAAAACUAUUUAAAUCCUCAGAUCUCGAGAGCCUUUCAAAGUUUCUGCUUUUAUUUUACGAUGAACAGCCAGUUGACUGGUUGUUUCGGUACUUUAGCUUGUCGAAAACACAAUCAAACAAGCUUGUUCGAAAUCCAUCAUUAUUUCAGCACUUGGGACUACAUUCGUCGUUAAAAGAUGGCGUGCAAAAAGGCCCGAAAAAAGACAAAACAAAAGGACUCAAUACUUUAUCUGAUAAAAACUUUGAUGAUGGUACAAAAAUAUUACAUGGUGAUAACCCCCCUGCACACGUUAUAACGUCAUUAAUAACGUACAGCAGAUACGUACCGGAAAUGUCAUAUUGGAAAAAGGACGGCUACUAUUGGUCCGAAUCUCCUAAAGCAGGGGACAGUAUUUACGUCAUUUUUAACCAACCAGCCCGGAUUAAGAGCGUUCAUAUUUUAACAGGAACAAAUGCUCAUAAAAAAGACAUACUUAAAAACGGAAGGGCGGAGAUAGCUGAGGAAUUAUUAUCUUCACCUGGAUCGAAAGUAAAGUGUUCCCCAUUUAUUCCCAUCUGCGAGUUUACCAAGGGGGAAUGCAUCUCAGAUUCAAAGGUUUUUCAAAACCAAUCUUCAACAAAAUGUCUCAAAAUCAUUGUAACGUCAGAUCAAAAUGAAUGGCUCGCUGUUAAAGAAAUUGCAGUAUUCGUAGAUUCGAACUAAUAACCGUUUACUCGGUGAUUGUGUGAAUUUUCUACAUUGAGAUUGCCUCACUAUUCAUGUGCGCUUUAUGUUACUCAGGAUUCAGGAACAUAUUUGCCAGUUAUGUAACAACAAUGCAAGUCUUUCAAACUAAAAACAAGCAACCUACGCACUACAUUGCAAUAUCAUGAUAUGUAAAAAUACAUUCAUAUUAACGUGUAAAAUGUAUAUCAAAUGUAUAUCAAAAUGCAUAUGAAAAUGUAUAUCAAAAAUGUGUGGUAUUCUGACAUAUUUCAAUGCUUCAAUUCUAUGACAGUCGUUUUAAUUUUGGAAAAACCAUCAUGGCUGAAACUCCCACAAGAAAAAGUCAAAUGUUAAUUGCAUAUAAAACUACUAGAUCUGAAACAUUUUGGAUCUAAGUUAUGAAUUAUUUUUCCAUAUAAUGGACUGUGGUCCUUUAAUUUGCUUACUUUAAGGAUAGAUAAAGGUUUCAUCCCUGUACGUGUCAUCAUAAAUAGGGUAAAAGUCCAAUGUAUGAAUAUGUGUUUAAUUCUUAUGAAUGCAUGUUCUUUUUUGAUUUAUAAAUGAUGUUUUUGUACGCAAGAAUGUUGAUUUUAAAAUGUACACUUUUCUGAGGUCACAAGACUAUGCCAUAAUGAGUCAUUACUUCAUACCAUCUUAUAUUUGUAUAUCAUAACGGUUACGAAAGCUCUCUUAAAUACGUUUAAGGUAGCAACACAGUAUAAUGAAGUGUAGUUUAUUUCUAAGAGUGUACAGUUGUAACAAAGAAGAGUGUAUUAUUUUUCUAUUGUUUUUAAAG